AUGGUGCUAUAUCCGAAGGUUUUGUUGGCAGUGCUGGUAAGUCAUGCCACGGCACAAUUUGUGCCCGCACCCACCGACUUGAUCACCAAGACAGGACACGCCGGCAUCGAUGUGCGAUAUAAGGAAGUGCCUCAUGGGAUUUGUGAACAAGACCCCAGUGUGAAGAGUUAUUCUGGUUACGCUGAUGUUGGUGAGGACGAGCAUAUUUUCUGGUGGUUCUUCGAGGCUAGAAACGGAGAUCCUAAAGAUGCACCUCUUACAGUUUGGAUCAAUGGAGGCCCGGGAUCAUCGUCCAUGAUCGGGCUAUUCCAGGAGCUAGGCCCCUGUGGAGUUGAUCACGACGGAAAUGUAUACAACAACCCUUAUUCUUGGAGCAACGUGAGCAAUAUGCUCUUCGUUGACCAGCCUGCCACGGUUGGACUAUCAUAUACAAUCCCGAUUCCAGCCUACGAGGAUGACGAUGGCAAUGUUAUCCAGUUGCCCAGCGAGGAGUGCCCCGAUUAUGCCCAGGACCUUGGGACAUGCGGCACAUACUCCAAGCCAGACAUUGCCCUAGUCCCUAAUACAACUGCACGUGCGGCCCCAAAUAUGUGGAAGACACUACAAGGAUUCAUGGGAGCUUUCCCAAAGUACUCGAGAAAUGGCUUCAACUUCGCCACUGAGAGCUACGGGGGGCACUAUGGCCCAGUCUUCAACGAGUACUUUGUCAAACAAAACGCAAAAAAGCCCCAUGGCUCGAUUCGGAUCGAUCUUGAGAACGUCCUUAUUGGAAAUGGCUGGUUCGAUCCGCUGAUUCAAUACCAGGCGUACUACAACUUCUCUAUCUUCCCGGGAAACACUUAUGACUACAACCCGUACAACGAGUCGGUGCAGGCCGAAUGGUACAACAAUCUUUAUGGAGAAGGUAACUGCGUCGAUCGGACUCGGGAAUGUUACGCGACGGGUCGAAACGAUAUUUGCUCUGCGGCGGACGACUUCUGCGCUUCGAAGGUUGAGUCGCUCUUUGAUAUCUACUCAGGGCGCGACGAGUAUGAUAUGCGAGAGUUGACACCCGAUCCGUUCCCAUACGAAUUCUACGUCGAUUAUCUCAACAGCCCCAAGGUUCAAGCCGCUAUUGGAGCAUACCAGAAUUUCUCGGAGUUCUCCGGGACUGUGGGCAAUGCCUUCGGAAGCACAGGCGACGACGACCGCGAGUCUGCGACGAUAGAGAAUGUGAGGAAGUUGUUGGAAGCUGGAGUACAGGUAUUGCUGUAUUUCGGGGAUGCCGACUUCAACUGCAAUUGGCUCGGUGGACAAGUUGUGGCUGAGGAGAUCAAUGCCCCAGGGUAUAAUCACGCAGGUUUCGUGAACAUCACCACCUCGGACGGCGUUGUUCAUGGACAAGUUCGUCAAAGUGACUUGUUUAGCUUUGUGCGAAUUUAUGAGUCCGGUCACGAAGUACCUUUCUACCAGCCAUUGGCUGCGUUAGAGGUGUUUGAGAGAGUGCUUUUGAGAAAGGACAUUGCAACGGGUAGCCACCAUUUGAAGCCACACGGCGGUUAUCGAACUCAUGGAACCCCGACAAGUGACUACCGAGAGGGGAACAGUACAGUGAUUCUGGAAGUGCUGGAUAGCAAUACGACCUAUAACACAACUCUCAAUGGACCGAACCCAUCUAGCUCGGCUUCGGUCAGAUUACGCAGCCGACGGUUGAGAAGUGUUUGA
Penicillium roqueforti is the source of this 1704-nucleotide messenger RNA. RefSeq lists its product as uncharacterized. The transcript has 6 exons. NCBI's taxonomy places the organism in Eukaryota, Fungi, Ascomycota, Eurotiomycetes, Eurotiales, Aspergillaceae. Bases 1 to 1704 code for a protein of 567 amino acids. Gene Ontology annotation, cellular component: fungal-type vacuole. Gene Ontology annotation, molecular function: serine-type carboxypeptidase activity. Gene Ontology annotation, biological process: proteolysis. The record is from RefSeq and is a predicted model, not a curated record.